UUUUGAUUGAUCGUCCAGCAUCUUUAAGGACACGAAAAAAAAAAAAAUUUCGGUUUCUUAGUUUUCUUAGUAUUUUUGUAUCAUGUAUUGUUCAAAGCUUGGACGUUCAUUUUUUUCUCGUCCAGGUUACAAGCUUGGAAGUUGUUUGAGAUCAAAUCCUAAUUUUCAAUAUAUAACUUCACGAGCUCAAAGCUCUAAGAUACAAGGAAAUGUAAUUGGUAUCGAUUUGGGAACAACUAAUAGUUGUGUGGCAGUUACAGAAGGAAAGACACCUCGCGUUAUUGAAAAUGCUGAAGGAGGUCGUACUACACCUUCUACUGUUGCUUUCACUAAGGAUGGUGAAUUAUUAGUUGGUUUACCUGCCAAACGUCAGGCUGUUGUAAAUCCCGAGAAUACAUUCUUUGCCACAAAACGAUUGAUUGGUCGAAGAUUCAAAGAUGCUGAAGUACAACAAGAUUUAAAUCAUGUUUCAUAUAAAAUUGUUGAGCAUACAAAUGGUGAUGCGUGGUUAGAAUCUCGCGGAAAAAAAUAUAGUCCUGCACAAAUAGGUGCUUUUGUUGUUGGUAAAAUGAAAGAGACUGCAGAGGCUUAUUUGGGAAAGCCCGUAAAGAAUGCAGUGAUCACUGUUCCUGCAUAUUUCAAUGAUUCUCAACGUCAAGCUACCAAGGACGCUGGCCAAAUUGCAGGUCUUAAUGUGUUACGUGUGAUCAAUGAACCCACCGCUGCUGCACUUGCUUAUGGUCUAGAUAAAGUUGGUGAUAAAGUAAUUGCAGUUUACGACUUGGGUGGUGGUACAUUUGAUAUCAGUAUAUUGGAAAUCCAAAAGGGAGUUUUUGAAGUAAAAUCAACGAAUGGAAACACUCAUUUAGGUGGUGAAGAUUUUGAUAGCGCAUUGGUUAAAUAUUUGGUUGAUACGUUCAAAAAAGAGCAAGGAGUAGAUAUAUCACAAGAUAGAAUUGCUAUUCAACGAAUUCGCGAAGCAGCCGAAAAAGCCAAAAUUGAACUUUCAUCUACUAUACAGACGGAUAUAAAUCUUCCAUUUAUUACGGCUGAUGCGACCGGGCCAAAACAUAUUAAUAUGAAGCUUACUCGUUCUACUUAUGAAGCACUUACAAAAGAACUUAUUGAUAAAACUAUUGAACCUUGUAAGCUUGCUUUAAAAGAUGCUAAUAUUGAAACCAAAAACAUCAAUGAAGUUAUAUUGGUUGGUGGUAUGACACGAACGCCAAAGGUUAUCGAAACGGUAAAAGCAUUAUUCGGCCGUGAACCAUCAAAGAGCGUUAAUCCUGAUGAAGCCGUUUCUAUCGGAGCUGCAAUUCAAGGCGGUGUACUUGCCGGGGAAGUUACGGAUAUUUUGUUAUUAGACGUAACACCGUUAUCACUUGGUAUUGAAACUCUUGGUGGAGUUUUCUCUCGUCUAAUUAAUCGAAAUACAACAAUUCCCACCAAGAAAUCGCAGGUAUUUUCUACUGCUGUAGACGGACAAACGAGUGUUGAAAUAAAGGUCUAUCAGGGCGAACGAGAAUUGAUCCGUGAUAAUAAGCUACUUGGAAACUUUCAAUUAAGGGGGAUUCUCCCGGCUCCUAAAGGAGUCCCCCAAGUUGAAGUUACAUUUGACAUUGAUGCUGAUGGUAUAUUAAACGUUUCUGCUCAAGACAAAGCUACGGGCAAAGAUCAAUCUAUUACCAUUGCUGCUUCUUCUGGAUUAAGUAAAAAUGAAAUUGAGAAAAUGAUUCUUGAAUCUGAACGGUACGCUGAUGCAGAUCGGGAGAAGAGAGAAGUUAUUGAAGCAUCCAAUCAUGCAGAUUCCGUAAUUCAUGAAACUGAGAAGAAUAUGGAAGAAUAUAAAGACCAACUGGAUCAAACAGAAUCCGAAAAUAUUAAAACACAGAUUCAAUCAUUAAAAGAGAUUGUAGCUAAAGCACAAACUGGUGAAAGCACUCUUAAAGCAGAUGAAAUUAAAUCUAAAGUUGGUGAAUUGCAAAUAGCAAGUUUGAAAUUAUUUGAAAUGGUGUAUAAGAAGCGUGAAGCCGAAAAUCGUGGAAAUAACAGCAAUGAAAAUGGCGGUGCAAAUGAAGCUGAAUAUCGGGAUGUUAAGGGGGAUAAUAAAGAAUAAAUAUACCGUAGCUUAUCACUUAGUUAAUAAAAAAGGAACAUUGUAAUAAAUUAUUUUAAUUCAGAAACAUAAAAUCAUGGUCGCUACUAAAUUCAUUGUAAGUUGCUGUUGUAAUUAUAAUAAAAUAUCACGGA
Messenger RNA from Rhizophagus irregularis DAOM 181602=DAOM 197198, 2250 nucleotides. RefSeq lists its product as uncharacterized. Gene Ontology annotation, cellular component: cytoplasm; mitochondrion. The record is from RefSeq and is a predicted model, not a curated record. Gene Ontology annotation, molecular function: ATP binding; ATP-dependent protein folding chaperone. Gene Ontology annotation, biological process: protein folding. Lineage: Eukaryota; Fungi; Glomeromycota; Glomeromycetes; Glomerales; Glomeraceae.